UAGAGUGAUUACUCACUACGCGGGGGAGUGAGGUCUAUAUUCGUGCCCCGCCUGCGUCUGCCCUUUAGGUUAUGGAUGGAGGUACCUUCCACAACCUCCUUCAGUGCAUUCCGCUCGCUGACCACCUGUAGAGGGUACGAGAGGAAGUGGUGCUGACAGCAGUGUGAGUAGCCAAUGGUCAGCAUGUAGCGCACGCGCGAGCGCCAUUACCUGCUGGCCGCCUGACAAGGAACUCGCGGGCAAGACAUAAUCACGCGACAUAUUUGACGCACAGCCAGACACCACCACCUAGUUGACGGGAGACAUCUCCCGUCACGCAGGGUACAGUCGCACCUCCACAGAUCUCCAGUAUCAGCUCUUGAUACUGGUAAUGGCACAAAAGGGCCAUCACUUACGGGCUAUUCAUGCCCGUGCCACCUUUUGGGUGGCUUAAUCUUUAUCAAUCAAUCAACCACCACCUAACACCGACCGUCCACCAACGCCACUACCACCCCCCGUCCGGUCAUCUCUUCACAUUAAGAAAUGCGAGGAGAUACUUUCACCCCUGUACGGACGGUCGGCAAGUGGAAUGCGAUGAAAUAAGACGCCCUGGAAGCCACCUCCGUCGACACCUUUAAGGCCAGGUGCUACAAUGAAUUCGUUGAACGUUGUCCAGUAAUGGAGGGCUGGUGGCACUUGCUGGUCAUUCUGGUCGCUGGAAGACAGGUCACCACUAUGUACGUGGGACAACAGGUCACCACUAUGUACGUGGGACAACAGGUCAUCACCCUGGACGUGGGACAACAGGUCACCACCCUGGACGUGGGACAACAGGUCACCACUAUGGACGUGGGACAACAGGUCACCACUAUGGACGUGGGACAACAGGUCACCACUAUGGACGUGGGACAACAGGUCACCACUAUGGACGUGGGACAACAGGUCACCACCCUGGACGUGGGACAACAGGUCACCACUAUGUACGUGGGACAACAGGUCAUCACCCUGGACGUGGGACAACAGGUCACCAUUAUGGACGUGGGACAACAGGUCACCACUAUGGACGUGGGACAUCAGGUCACCACCCUGGACGUGGGACAACAGGUCACCACCCUGGACGUGGGACAACAGGUCACCACCCUGGACGUGGGACAACAGGUCACCACCCUGGACGUGGGACAACAGGUCACCAUCCUGGACGUGGGACAACAGGUCACCACCCUGGACGUGGGACAACAGGUCACCACCCUGGACGUGGGACAACAGGUCACCACUAUGAACGUGGGACAACAGGUCACCACCCUGGACGUGAGACAACUGGUUACUGUGGCUCUUCCUUGCAUAAUUUAUCUUCCUGACGAAAAGCCUCGUCCUUCACGGCCGCUGCCUGCCGCAGUGCAACUCAGACCCAGAUCCUCUCUUCCCUGGACGAUAUACCUGGAAGUAACAGCAGACGGAGACACGGGCGAGGACACCCGUGUGGGUUGCGUUGUGAUCAACGCCACUUCCUCGGGUACCGGCGUCGUGGCGAACUUGGGAGGUUGUCGGAACGCGGCGUUGUGGAGUACGUUAAUACUCUCCUGGCCGGUGAUGCUUUCAUCCGGCUUAUUGUCAGUGUACACAAUCAUUGUGACUUCGGCGGGCAAAAAGCUGACCGUCACUUUGUCAGGGAUAGCCAACCACACUGUUCAGCUGGAUACAGGAGCUAAAAGUGUGCUCGUAGCCGGACAGAGCGGCCAAGUGUCCGUUGCAUUCCCCUCCGUGCACAAGGAGGGUGACUGCAUCAUUCUGGGCGCCGAGUGUACCGACAAUACCUUCGUCAUGCGCGUAAACAGUUCGGUUUUCUUGCGUCCGCCAACCGAUUACCAAGUUCCGGUAUAUGUGUUUCUGAAACAAUCGGAGUGUUUAGACGACAUCAUCUUUGGUGAGCUACCGGUAGGUAAGGGUAGGUCAGGGUGGGCCAAGUUGGACGUGGUGUACACCCGAGACGACACCAAUCACACCGUGAGCGUCCAGCUCAGCAACACCGGGGUCUCCGUCCUCAGCAGCACCCAGCCUCACCAUGGCCAGGACUGCAGUGAUCGCUGGCUGAGACUUGGAGUCUCAGCCGCUAGCUUCUCCCUCGACUGUGAUCCGAGAGGCAACGCCUACUAUUGAAUAAGAAUAACCGGGGGAACCUACAAAGAAAAAUAAGAUAAAUAAAAUUGGUGUCUAUCCAGGAUUAGACAAAAUAUCAUCUCGCCCAAAAUGCUGUGCGGUUUGUGGAUUUACAUGACUGUAAUUUCCAUACCAACAUUGUUAUAGAACCAAAUGACACCUACAAUUUACAGAGAAUUCUGUCAAAUGUUCAACAAUUAAGUGUAAGUAUUUCAUUUAAAAUGAUGUACUACCAAAAAACACACAUAUAGAAAAUGUUCUUACAUUAAGCAUUGCAUGCACGUUAUUGUAACCUUGUCACCGUCGCCCACUGCAUGCAUGUCUGGUGCAUGACGGUCAAAAUUAUAUGUAACUGGCUCACCACAGAUAUAAAUUGUAUAGCUAAAUGAAGAUUUCGGGCUUUAG
Messenger RNA from Procambarus clarkii (red swamp crayfish), 2541 nucleotides. RefSeq lists its product as uncharacterized. Lineage: Eukaryota; Metazoa; Arthropoda; Malacostraca; Decapoda; Cambaridae. The record is from RefSeq and is a predicted model, not a curated record.